AUGGAGUCCGAAGUCGGGUCCUGCUCUGGGGCCAGUGACGCCCGGAGGAGUGGAAGGGGCAUCCCGGCGCAGGAGGCAUAUUGCGGGAAAGGUGCACUGAGGGGCCGUGAUGACUGGCGGCUGGUCUUCCCCCAAGAGGAUGACUCAGAGGCUGCUGGGGGCUUCACAGGGCCGAGAGGGGGCUUCCAGGGGCCCUUAGCCCGCAGGCCAGGCCUCAGCGGGGGCACAGCUGUUGCAAGGGGCACCAAGUUGCCGGCGCACACGCGCGCACACGCGCACACCCGCUCCCCGGCUACAUCCAGGAAACCAGGGAGUUCCUUCGAAGGUCCGCCGAUCGCAGCUGAGCUCCAGCUGAACCACACAGGUCUGCAACAGGACCCCAGGCUGCGCUGGCAGGCAGGCCCAGCACUGGGGCGCUCCUUCCUGCAUGGACUGGAGCUGAACAACGGGCAGCUGCGUGUCCUGCAAGAUGGCAUCUACCGGCUGCACAUCCAAGUGACACUAGCCAACUGCUCCUCUCCACAGAGGACCAGGUCCCAACAGGCCACACUAGCCAUCAGCGUCUGUGGCCCGGCCACUCACCAGACCACCCUGCUGCGUCUCAGUUUCUACUCUGACUGUACAGUGGCUUCCCAGCGCCUGACACGCCUGGCCGCAGGGGACACCUUGUGCACUGACCUCACUGGGCCCCUGCAGGCCUCCCCAAACACUGAUGAGACUUUCUUCGGGAUUGAGCGGGUUCACCCCUGA
Elephantulus edwardii (Cape elephant shrew) is the source of this 750-nucleotide messenger RNA. RefSeq names its product CD70 antigen-like. Bases 1 to 750 code for a protein of 249 amino acids. Gene Ontology annotation, biological process: tumor necrosis factor-mediated signaling pathway; immune response. Gene Ontology annotation, cellular component: plasma membrane; extracellular exosome. The transcript has 3 exons. The record is from RefSeq and is a predicted model, not a curated record. Gene Ontology annotation, molecular function: tumor necrosis factor receptor binding. Lineage: Eukaryota; Metazoa; Chordata; Mammalia; Macroscelidea; Macroscelididae.